Messenger RNA from Adineta ricciae, 975 nucleotides. The record is from the annotation of a GenBank genome assembly. Lineage: Eukaryota; Metazoa; Rotifera; Eurotatoria; Adinetida; Adinetidae.
AUGUCCACCGGAAAAGAUAUUGACGAAGAACGUCGACUACUUUUCGAACGUUUGACAUUUGAAUCAUACAAACGUGAAACUGUUUUCAAGCCCUGCCCGUCGUUUCUAGUUGGACUUACUGAUGAUGAAUUGCACAAUGUCUUUCGUUUACCACCUGUUACCGCAUUUGCUUCCGUGUUCGAUCAGUUCAAUGAUCUACAAGUUUUCCUACUCAACUGGCUACUCACUCGUGAUACAUUCAAGUUAAAUAUUGUACCUGUAGAAACAGCUCUUUCACAUGUGAAACAUCAACUGUCAGUUCCAAAACCGAAUUUUGCAUUCGAAAUCAAUUAUAAUCAAGUUCGAAACGAACGAUUUCAUGAUUUAACAGAAAAUGAUCGCUAUAAAACAUUCUAUGCUUAUCAUGGCACACGUUUGGAUAAUCUUCACUCAAUUCUUCAUAUUGGCUUUCUUGGACAUAUGAAUAAACUGUCAUUAUUCGGUUCAGGAACGUAUUUCUCAUUAGAACCGUCCGUUUCUUUACAUUAUUCACCGUUUGCUAGUGUUUGGGCAAAUAGCCUUUUAGGGAAAAGAGUAAGCUGCCUCUUAUUAUGUGAAAUUAUUGAUCAUCCAGAUCAUGUGAAAUGUGCAAUCGAAAAUGGAACGACAAGCAGUCAAGACCGAAGAAUUGUUAGUGAUACACAGGCUGGCGCUGUACCUGAGAAAUAUGUUGUAGUAACUUCCAACGAACUUGUGCGAAUGAAAUAUGUUCUUAUUUAUUCAGAGCCAAACGAUCUAAUGCAAUUAGAUCAAGUGGCAAGAUCUCGUCUACGAACAUUUUUCUCCACUCAUCGUUACAAUCUUUAUUUACUGUUCUACUUCAUUCUUCUUUUAUUAAUCGGCUUUUUCAAUUCGAAUUUAUUCAAAUUCUACUGGCGGUUAUUUAAGAAACGUUCUAACCAUCUUCUCUUUGGUUCAUGGCAUCUUGCUCAAUAA